Messenger RNA from Pistacia vera, 465 nucleotides. Its product is annotated as 18.2 kDa class I heat shock protein-like. The transcript has a single exon. Bases 1 to 465 code for a protein of 154 amino acids. Gene Ontology annotation, biological process: response to hydrogen peroxide; response to heat; protein folding. The record is from RefSeq and is a predicted model, not a curated record. Lineage: Eukaryota; Viridiplantae; Streptophyta; Magnoliopsida; Sapindales; Anacardiaceae.
AUGGCACUGAUUCCGAGCUUCUUCGGCAACCAACGUAGCAGUAUCAUCGAUCCCUUCUCUCUAGAUGUUUGGGAUCCAUUUAAGGACUUUUCUUCACUCUCCACUCGUUUCCCUCAGGAAACCUCUGUUUUUGUCAAUACCCGCAUAGACUGGAGGGAAACCCCAGAGGCUCACGUGUUCAAGGCCGAUCUUCCUGGGCUCAAGAAAGAAGAAGUGAAGGUGGAGAUCGAAGAUGACAGGGUGCUUCAAAUUAGCGGAGAAAGGAAUGUAGAGAAGGAAGACAAGAACGAGACGUGGCAUCGUGUGGAACGUAGUAGUGGGAAGUUCUCCAGGAGGUUUCAGCUACCGAAGAAUGUGAAGAUGGAUCAAAUUAAGGCUUCUAUGGAGAACGGAGUCCUUACUGUUACUGUUCCCAAGGUUGAGGUUAAGAAACCUGACGUCAAGGCCAUUGAAAUCUCUGGUUAA